Molecule: messenger RNA, 699 nt
Organism: Akanthomyces muscarius
Lineage: Eukaryota; Fungi; Ascomycota; Sordariomycetes; Hypocreales; Cordycipitaceae
Exons: 2
Coding region: 1-699 (232 amino acids)
Biological process (GO): cytokinin biosynthetic process
Cellular component (GO): cytosol
Molecular function (GO): hydrolase activity, hydrolyzing N-glycosyl compounds
Source: RefSeq, a predicted model, not a curated record
AUGACGGCCGAAAGCACCAACGGCACCUCGGCCGCGGCCGCCGCGCCUCGAACCAAGAUCUGCGUCUUCUGCGGCGCCUCGCCGGGAAAGAAGCCCGAAUACAUCGAGGCUGCCCGCGCGCUCGCCCGUGCCAUGGCCGCCAAAAACAUUGACCUAGUCUACGGCGGCGGCACCGUCGGCCUCAUGGGCGAGGUCGCCAAGACGCUCUGCGAGCUCAACGGCCCCGACGCCGUCCACGGCAUCAUCCCCGAGGCGCUCGUCAAGUGGGAGCGCGACGGCACCUACGCCACCGUCAACGCCGACGGCCGCUACGUGCCCGACGAGACAAAGUACGGCCGCACCACCGUCGUCCCGGACAUGCACACCCGCAAGAAGCUCAUGGCCGAGGAGGUCUUUGCCGGCGGCCCCGGCUCCGGCUUCGUCGGCCUGCCGGGCGGCUUCGGCACCAUGGAGGAGCUCUUCGAGGUCAUCACCUGGAACCAGCUCGGCAUCCACAGCAAGGGCAUCGUGCUGCUCAACGUCAACGACUACUGGCGCGGCAUGCUGGACCUGAUUGACACGGCCGUCGACCAGGGCUUCAUCCGCGAUGCCAACAAGAGCAUCGUCCUGGCGGCGCAGGACGGCGACGAGGCCAUUGCCAUGCUCAGGGACUACAAGGUGUCGUCGGCCAUUUACGGCCUGGAAUGGGGCAAGCAGUAG